AUGGAUCAAUCAGUUCACUAUGCUCAGGCUAUGUCCAAUUUCGAUUCAGUUUACAAUGUUCCACAUAAACUUGUUCAUCAUUCGACUACGUAUAUGCCCAUGUCUUCAUCCUCAUCGUACCGAAAUCGAUCUAUAUCUCCUUCUUUAACAUCAUCUAAUCCAAAGUUUAAUUUGGAUUUAUAUAACCCUAAUGAAUAUCAUUCUGAAUCGAUUGAUUAUCCAUCACCUUCAUCGUCUGUGAUCAUUCAUCACUAUCCUGUAUAUUCUCCUCCACCUUCUCCUCCUUCACAAUCGAUAUCAAAAUUACGUCAAAUUAAUAAUGAAUUAUCUCAUACUCUUGCACAAUGUGAAUUAACAAUCAAUCGAUCACAAUCAUCAUCAUUACCAUCACCACCAUCGCAGUAUCAUAUUCAUCAUUAUCCAAUAUCAUAUGAAACUUAUCGUUCACGUUCUCCAAGUGAACAAACUUUAUCAUCAUCAUCAUCAUCAAUCGAACAAUCUGAACCAAUAAAAAGAAAACAUAAUGCUCGAAUUACAUACAAAGCUCAUAUUCCACGACGACAAAAAUCGUUAUCAAAUUUAGAUCAAGUUCUUAUUUCAACUUCAGAUGCAUAUUUAUCUAAUGAUCCAAUGACAAUUGAUCUCUAUCCAACGCGUGAUCAAGGUCUAGUUAAAAAAAUUAGAAAUCGUCCAAAUAAUCAAAGUCCAUGGCUUUCUGAUACUUCACCAAUUCGACGCAAUUCUUUUUCAGAAGCAAGUACUUAUCGAACACCUCGGGGACCAUAUUAUGGUGAUAAACCAAUACAACCAAAAAGUCGAUUAGCUAGUGGCAAAGAACGUCCAAGAUCAUCAUCUGUAAAUCCUCGUGUACGUCCUGAUAGUGCUCCAAAUCCACUUCGUCAAUCUGCUAUUUCUUUUUCUAAAACUGCACCUGUAUGGCGACCAAAUGGUUCAAUCAAACCUACUAAAUUUAUUGGUUCUCAUGCCCCACCUUCAAUACUAAAGCCACCACCACAUGAAGCUCCAUGGAAUCCUGCUGGUGUUGCAAGUAAAACACAACGUAUUCGUGCUUUUGAUCCUGUUAGUAAAGCACUACCAUCUAAAACACCUGAAUCUGUUUGGCGUCCAUCAUCUAAAUCUUUAAAUGAUAAACGUCCAAAAUAUUUUGAACCAACUGUUAAGCCUGAAUUAAUUGUACCAAUUAACAAAUCAACAGAACCUGUAUUAAAAAGUAAAAAACUAAAAACUCAUAAGAAAGUAUCUAGUGCUGAUCCAACAUUAAAAACACGUAUUGCUAAAGCUGAAAGUAAAGUUAAAUCUGCAUGGGAAGCUACAGCAACUGUUAAAGAACCUAAACCUCCAAUUCCACGUCCUGUUAAAAAAACAGCAACAACAACAACUAUACCAGUAAAACCAAAAGUUAAAGAUGUUCCAUCUCAACCUAGUGUACCUGUUAAAAAAAUUGUUUCUGCACCUCCAACAACAACAGAUACUGGUCGAAGUUCAUUGAAUAAUAUUUCAAGAAAACCUAUGUAUCAAUCAACACCAAAAAAUCAAAGUAUGGCUGAUGAAGAUGAUGGUAGUGUUGCUGAUCUAUUCGAAAAUGAAUCACAAGUAUCAGAAGUUUCGAAAAAACAAGUAAUACCUCAUCCACCUCCUCAAAUAGAAAAAACACCAACAAAAACUCCUAAUACAAUUGUACCAGGAUCAGUUGAAAAAUCACAAUCAGUCAUUAAAAAUGAUGUAUUAAUACAUGGUGAUGAUGCUGAUAAUAUUCGUGAUGAUAAUCCCACACCUUCACCUCAUUCUGAAAUUAAUAACAAUGAUAAUAAAGAUGAAGAUACAUUAAAUAAUCAUAGUGUGCAACCAUCGCCAAUUCCUCCUGAGCGCAAAGCAUCACCACCUAAACCAGAUAAUAGAGAUGAUGUAUCAAUUGUCGAGGAUGAGGAUGCUAUUCUGCCUGCUGAAAGUGAUCAAGAUGAUACGCAUGAAAAUGUUGACGCAAGUUUUGAGAUGAAUAAAUCACUUGAUAAUAUACCAAAAGCCAUAACGAAUGGUUCGAAAAAAGAUGAUAUUAUUUCUCCUUUAGCAAGUCCUCGAACAUCUCCAAAAGCUAAUAUUAAAACACCACCUCAUCGAAAACAACCAUCACCAGCACCACCUUCUGAAAAUCUUGAUGAGAAUUCGUACCAAUCUCCAAUUAGUACAAAGAAAAAUGAUCAUAAAUUACCAAAAACUCCUUCACCACCACCAUCGGCAACUGCGGACGUUGAUGAUUUUUUUGAUUAA
Messenger RNA from Rotaria sp. Silwood1, 2289 nucleotides. NCBI's taxonomy places the organism in Eukaryota, Metazoa, Rotifera, Eurotatoria, Philodinida, Philodinidae. The record is from the annotation of a GenBank genome assembly.